Messenger RNA from Dibothriocephalus latus, 1080 nucleotides. The record is from the annotation of a GenBank genome assembly. Lineage: Eukaryota; Metazoa; Platyhelminthes; Cestoda; Diphyllobothriidea; Diphyllobothriidae.
AUGUAUCCCACCUCUAUAGCCACAGCUCCGAUUGCUCGUCGACCAACACCUCUGCCUCCUCAUCGAUCUGAUUCAACGCAAUCCUCUGCAUCCCAACGGAUUUUCAUCCCACCGGCACCCCACCCGGACGGAUCUGGUUUUCUCUCCCGCAAAGCCUCUGGUACAGAGCAUGAACUUCCGCCGUCGCCCCCAGACACUCCUGGCUGCAGUCCACUUCGGUGUCUCGGAAGGGUUAUAAACACCACACAGAGUAGCGCCACGGAUUCCUCUCAGUCAGCGCCGCGUUCCAGCCUACCUAACAACUCCAUGUUCCUUGGUGGGCCUGUUCCUCCGAAGGACUUCCAGAACGAGUUGUCCUCCCGACUGAAGCGGCAACUGCAGUCGGUCUCGAAGACGGCGGACAUUAAAGCCGAGAGCAAGGAGACUGCUGAAAAUGGUAGCAGUGGACCUCAGAAGCCAUCUGUGCCCUUUACCUUGCCUGUACUCACGCAGACUACAACGUCAAGAACCGUGGUUCAGGAUCCAGCCGAGACGGGUAGCUCCUCUCAGCUCACCACGGAACUCAUUCUUGCUUCCAAGUCCCGCCUAAGGCAAGCAUCGAUGUCGUCUAAGGGCACCAGUGACUCAGCCACCUCGCUCACUCCGACCGACUCAGUACCGGAAUGGCAACAGUCUCAUGUGGUGCAGAGGAUAAAACAGCAACAGAAGGAGCAACAGCAGCCGCCCCAGCAGCAGUCAUUUUCAGGCGCGAUAAAGCAAGCCUCUAUGGACAAGCGAUUAAGCUGGGCACCUUCAAGUGUCUCCCGCUUCCCGCCGCUUGUCUCAUCAUGCGGCGAUACUUUCCCCGAGGAGAAAGAGAUGAUCGUGGCGCCAUCAUUGUGCGGUGCGACUAGCCCAAUGUCCCAUUCUGUGACAAACGCUUGUACACCUGUGUUGUCUCAUGACCUCCUGGUAAAGCAAGUGGCCGAAUUGUGCGCCGAUCUGUCCUGGGCCAAGGUCCACCUGCCGCCUGAUCAGAACGGUGCUCUCGCGGAUCGCAUUAACGAGGCACGUCAGUUGUGCUUGAGUUACGUGGAUGAG